This is a messenger RNA of Symbiodinium sp. CCMP2592, 9345 nucleotides long. The record is from the annotation of a GenBank genome assembly. NCBI's taxonomy places the organism in Eukaryota, Dinophyceae, Suessiales, Symbiodiniaceae.
AUGAUGCCACCGGUGCAAGCCGACGGGCGGCCCGCUCAGGUCACGAGGAAGGGCCAGGAGGCCUCCGGGAAAGCCAAGGCCCUUGAUCAAUGGAAGCAGCUCCUGGGCGACUCGGCGGACCUCUAUCGCAGCCUUCAAGAGGCCAAAUAUUCUCAGCAGCUGCUAGCACAGAGCAUACACCCUUUCACAGCAGGCACGCUGGAGACCUACUUGUCCGCCUGCAGACAAUUCACGGAGUACGUCAUACUCAAUAGCCUCGAUAUCAGCUCUAUUUCAGUCGCUAGCCUUGGAGACCUCUUAUGGGCCUGCCACUCCAGCCUGGAGGAGGAUCGAGAGGUUUGUCGCACCGAGGUGGGGCUGAAGGAGUCGCGAGUCGAUCAGGCCACCACCCAGACUGAGGUUCAGUGCAGCUGCAUCUGCGAGUGCAAUCAGAUUCCAAUUUGGUUGGUCCGCGCAGCCCUGACAUCUAGGGAUCGGAUACUUGAUUGGUACUCCGACGACGACACAUGGCACGAGCGAAUCCUGGUGUGGAAAGGACUGUCCGAGCACGGUUGGUACAUCCUCACUCCCGACUUGGAUCUGUACGAGCAAAGCUAUGCGCUGGAUGGAAGGGAAGGGCCUGCUGAGUUUAAGAUCAAAGGGACCCACUUCACUGUCUACUCGAGAAUGCGAGCCCCUGUGUAUAAGUUUUCUGCAGACCCAACGGAUGAUGAGAUGAGAGGAUAUAUCGAAACUGCGCUUGAUGAGAUGGGAAUAGAGACAGUUGCCAAGGACGCUUGGAGGCCAAAGGAAGUGAAGGUCGGCAGGCGUGUGGUGGCCACCUCGGUCAUGCUAGGCCGGCGUUUCGUGCCCCGCCGUGUCACGCGGGGACUGGGAGUCUUGGAAGAGCCAGCCAGGGACCCCGGCAUGGCUUUUGGACACCUGACAGGAGCCUUGGUCGAGCAGAUCGGUGAGCUCAAGGCAGCUCCGGACGGAUACAUGUGGGCGGCUUUCCGUCCUGGUCUAAACUGCGCCAAGCCGGAGGCCUUUGAGGUAGCCGUUGAGCCGGGCAAGGGUGUGAUGUUCGACGACAAUGUUGGGGUGAUCCAUCAGGCCUUCAAGAACCAUCGGCAAGGGAGCAGUGCCUUCGAUUGGGAGAAGAGAGGGGACGUAGAUUACAACGCUGCAGGAGAGCGCCACAAAGACUGGCCCCUUGACGGGCCGCUGUCCACGGCUCACUUGAUUCGUCAUUUUGACAAGUUCGGUGGAGAUCCAAAGCGGUGGCUCAGUGAAUGGAUGCGAGCCAAGCAGGUCGGAGAAGGCGACCGUGUUGCUUUUGAAAUGCGAACCUUGGUGGACUGCUUGUACGUCGCAGGCUGUUACGACCAAGUGAACAUCCCCGCACUGGCCAGCAUGGAGAUCAUUUCACGAAGAUUCCAGGCAAUAGUGGACUCAUUUGCGGCCGGGACCCCGGGCAAUCCAGAUUGGAGCAGUGCGAGAGUCAUCACCGGGUAUCGUGGAGCUGAUGAUGCUAUUUCUCCUUCCCUACGCUCUUGGGCCGCGAGAAAGAAUAAAGAGGAGGUUGACCUUGCAGCUUCCCGAGCCCGAGUUCGUGAUCACCGGCGCGGUCUCCAGGUUACCGAGAGUGCGGCGGCUGAUGCGGUGAAGGCCGGUAAGGGCAAGGGCCGAGGGCUGGCGGCCCCGGAUGGACGGGAUCUCUUUCCUUUGCCUGUGCCACCUGAGGUGCGGAGGGUGAAGGCGGUGAGCCGCAGGAGUUCCCAGAAGAUCGGGCUUGCAGUGCAGGACAAUCGCAGGUGUCGUGAGGCCGUGAUGGCCCUCAAUCAACUUGCAGGUUUCAAAGAACCGAGGAAUUCAAACUUUUAUCCUGAUGAUCUUCAACAAGAAGUGCUUCAUCGUGUUACUUAUCUCUCUGGUCUUUGCCAAGACGUUGGUAGUCUGGGUAAGGUGCCAGGGCCGGAGGCAGCCCUUUCGGCGCUGCUCCGUGGUAGGACCGAGUACGGCUCUGUCCUGCCGACAUCAUUGGCGACCUGCUCACUCGAGCGUAUCUCCUUGCCCGAAGACGUUAGCGACGCCCCCCCGGUGGAGUCGCUUUCGGACGAGGAGACCCGUCGAUAUCUGCAGUGUCCUCAGCACAUGCUGAAGCCUGACGUUCAAGGCGCCUCGGACUUUCAGCCUUAUUGGGAUCCACUCCUUGGGAGGGACUACAGUCUUUAUAAACGUUUGAUUCGCAAGCUUGAUAAAGCUGGUCUCCUGGUCUACACCGAUACCCCUAAAUCCUUCUGUGGGAUCUUUUUCGUGAAGAAGAGUGAUGCGGUGCGACUUCGAUUGAUCGUGGACGCACGUGGCACCAACCAACUCUUUAGACCACCACCGGGAGUCGACCUGCUAACAUCCGAUGGCUUCGCGAGGAUUGAGUUAGUGCCGCCUCAUCAUUUGUCACCCGGCUCGAAGGAGUUCGCGGAGUUUUUGGAGCAACAGAAGAUUUCGAUUGGCUUGUCCGACGUCAAGGACUGCUUCCACCGCAUGAGGCAGCCACGCUGGCUAUCUGAUUACUUCUGUUUCGACCCGGUGCCGGCCGGUCUUGUUAAUCUAGCAGGAACCAUGAUGAACGGCCGACGAUUGGCCCCGGAGGACAUGAUCUACCCUGCAGGUGCCUCCUUAGCCAUGGGUUUUACCUGGAGUUUGUUCUUUGCGCAGCGAGUGUCUGAGCGCCUUAUCGCCCUGGCCCCAUCCCUCUCAUCGUCGCAGCUGGUCAAUGUUCCGGGUGCUAUCAAAAGGCUGCUCCAUAGGAGCCCGUGCACGCCGGCUUGUUGCCGGCAGAUGGAUAGUGAGCAGGGCUUUGUCUGGCCGGGGGACGACUGUCCCGAGCCUCCCGACCGCGGGGACGGCGAGUCCGACGGUGCUGUCGCAACCCAGCGCCUCGCCUUCUUUGCUGUUACCUUGGGCCUCGCCGACUUGUCCCCUCCCGAGUUUGCGAAGUAUCUGCCCGAUGCAAGUAGGCCGCGAAGCUCGGCGAAGCCUGUACAUCCUAGCCUCGACUUCAAGGCAGGCCACGCCGCCGAACAGGCCAUCAGAGUGCUUGACGACGAUGACUUCGAGAAGAAGCAGAUUAAGCUUAUGAACGCUUGUAUCGCAAAGUGGCAUGUCAUUGCUUUGAGGUAUUCGGAUGUAUUUGAAUUGCCUCGGCCUUCGGACGAGGAGAUCUCGGCAAUGAUGGGCACUCGGUCAGUACAUACUGUGCUUGCCAGGGCAGGGUCCAUGCUCCAGUUCGUCAGGUGGUGUGACACGGUGCGUGGUAGCAGUGAUUCCAUGUUCACUGAUGAAGCCUACUGGGGCUAUCUGCAGUUCCUCAAGACGAGUCGUGCAAGUGCUUCGAGAGGAUCAUCUUUCCUCUCUGCAGUGAGGUUUGCUUGGCAUGUCAUGGAUCUCACAAAAAUCUGCGGCUCGCCGUCACGGCGAUGUGUGGGCCUUGCAGAACAAAUGUCUGCUGAAAGAGGCACGCUGCGCCAGUCGGCGCCUUUGUUAGUGCAACAGGUGCUGCAGCUGCACCACAUGCUGCAUAGUGGCCUUGUCUCCAAGCUCGAUAAGGCUUUUGUUGCAUACAUCUUGAUUUGCUUGUAUGCCCGUUGCAGACAGAGCGACCUGGCAAAAGUGUCCUACGUUGAAGUGGAUAUCUCAGAUUCAGGACUUGAGGGAUACGUCAUCUUUUACACGCGUCAGCACAAAACUGCGCGAGCUGCUCGAAGGUUGUCGCAAAUGCUGCCCAUCCUUAUGCCAGUCUGUGGCAUCGACGAUCAAGAGUGGUUCUUGACAGCGCGGCGUGCCAUGGAGGACAUAGGCCUUAGUCUGGAGGGAAACAUUGGUGGACCUGUGUUUCGGCCUCCGAUUGAUUUUGUCGAGGGUAGGCUGGCCCGGCGGGGAAUCACAUCAGAGGAAGUUUCUGCCUUCUUGAAGUUAGUUGUGCCGAGCCAUGACGGGGUCUCUCGCAUUGCAUCCCAGAGUCUCAAACGCACAAUGCUCGCUUGGUCGAGCAAGGCCGGCUUGUCUAGUGAGUCUAGGGCCAUUCUUGGCAGGCAUGCAAAAUCCGUUGAGAGCUCUGAGGCCAUUUACAGUGUUGAGCUCGGGCUUCCAGCUGUGAAGCAGCUGGAAGGCAUCUUGAGGCAGGUGCGGGACAAAGAAUUUAGGCCGGAUGCGAGCCGUGCUGAUAUGUGGCGGUUCCCACCAUCGCCGCCCGCAACCGUUGCUGGAGCCAAAGUGUCGAAGCCGUUGAUCCCUUCUGUGGAGGUCAAGUCUGAGUCGGAGGCCAGUGAUUCGGAGUCCUCAAGUUCGGAAGAGUCCAGCGGAGGCCAUUCUGAUAGCUCCGAUUCUUCCAGCGGCAGCCCUACUGGAUCCAAGAGGCGUCCUCAGGCCGAGUCUCAAAGACUCAUCCCUUCGGAAAAGGGUGGAGAGUGGGUCGUGCACAAGCGGUCGCACGUGUGGCAUUGGACGUAUGGUGUCAACAUGUUGAUGUGUGGCCGAAAGCGAAGUCACAUGUACGUUCUCUCUGAUAAGGGAGUGCCAUCCGGGCCGGAAGACAGUGAUUUGAGUCACAUGGUGACGGACAGAGCAAGGGCUCAAGACCAAGGGGCGUUCAAUCAAUUCGAAAAGGACACCAUCCCCCGCGCAUCGGGGGCCGACUCAGCUUGUCUCCGUCGCCUCAUUUUUGAGGCUCAGACUUUAGUGCUUGCUGAUUUGCGACAGCAGAUUAACGACCCUGAUGGAUCAUCAAAGAAGGUUCCGGAGGCUGAGCGCGAACAGCGCUUAGCUUCAUUGCGGAAGCAAUUACCUGGGCUUCUCAUUGAGGGGCCAACGGAGCCAGGGCGGGCCCUCUUAGAUGAGUGUGCGAGCCAAGAAAGUGCGUGCCAGCUUAAGUACAUCAGCCCAGACCGCUGCAUCUCUAGGACCUUUGAAGUCACGAAUUACAAGAAGACUCCGAGGCAGCUUGAGUUAGAUGCCAAUCAUCUUGUGGUAAAGAAUCAGGAGGAUGAGCUCACCAUGCCCUCACACUCCGCGCUUCAGGUGCAGGAGGCCUUCCUUCGGCGAGGCCUUGCAUAUGUCUUUAGCCAGAGUGUGUCCUUUGAUGCAUAUUCGAGGUACCUCUCGAAAUUGUUCUCGCAUAUCCAUCGCGAGCCGCCCCCGAACCAUGCAAGAACCUCUGUGGCACAGCUUGUCGAGGCCGAUAAGCUGGUCUGGACCAGGCUCAUCGAGAGAGGUGUGAAGCCACGAAAGGAUGCCACCGGGGCCUUCCCCUUGGACUCAGAGCUUAUGCAAGCUGCUUUGGAGAGCUAUGAAGUGUCCUUCAGACUUAUGCCUCUACGAAGUGGGUCCAAAUGGGAGCCUCGCAAAAGGUUCAAAGGUGCAGGCAAGGAUGGCAAGGACGCCAACAAAGCCCCAGGGAAAGGUGACCAGCUGUGCUGCUCGUACAACCUUCAAGGGGACAAGUGCAAGUGUGCUGUAACUUGUGAUGCCGAAACUUUUGCAGCUCGCCUCUUGAAACGAGCGGGCGCCUUUUAUGCUGGCAUGUACCGCAAAGGCAAUGGCAUCUCGGGCCUUCGCAAAUCCUGUCGGGAAUUCCCCUUGUCUGUCGCUGCCAUCAAUGCGUUCAUGGCCCAUGCUGUGCCUACAGCUUCUUACAAUGCAUUUGCCAUACUUGACAAUGUCGCUUCCCCUGCACACCGUGACCUGCAGAAUGAACCGGUGGCCAGUCAUGUGCUGGCCCUCUCUGCUUUCGCAGGUGGGCGCAUCUGGGUGCAGUGCCCCCGAGGGGCCGUCUGCCGUCGUGUUGCUGGGGUUAACACUUCUGGCAAAGUGCUGAGCCUUGAUAAAGGCCCUGUGCAGCUGGAUGCUGCUUCGAGUUUGCACUCUACUGAACCUUGGCAGGGUGAUCGUGUGAUCCUGUCUUGCUACACCUUGAAAGGCUAUGACCUCUUGACGUCUGACCAGUGCAACAGCCUCCUGCAACUCUCCUUCCCCUUGCCCUUGCAGGUUGGGCAAUGCGCCCGCCCGUCACCUGUGGACUAUGCGGCCUUGCGCGCCGCCACUAGUAUACAGCCCAAAGCAAGCAAGACGGUACCCUUGGUGCCGGAACAUCGUGCUGUCAUCGUUGUUCGAGGCCCGGCCCAACUGCUCCAGCCUCCCUGUGUCCUCAGACAACGCCUUGAAGCUGACUGGGCGGUGCCGACAUCAUGCACGUGUGCCUGGCCUUCCAUUCCGAAGUAUUCCCAACUUCUUCGGAGUGACUUGCUUGAUGCUGACGUUAAGGAGGGAAGUUCUGGGAAGGUGCUUGAACUUGCCUGGGGGAUACCUUUCUCGCCAUCUGAGUUUGUAGACUGCGCAGUGGCUGCAGGCCACCCCUCCCUGCUCGAAGCGCUAAGGGUGCUCAAGGAGUGGUCCCGCAGGGCAAAGGACCUUGAGAAGGAUGAGAAAGCCUUUAGAAGUUCCUUUCACCCCGAGGUUCGACCGAUCCUAGCCCCUAAACGCCUUCUCCUCUUUAAGAGCCUCCUGCAAGAAUAUGGUUACCCGGAUUUAGAUGCCUUCAAUGAGCUCGUCAGUGGAGUCAGCUUGACCGGGGAUGCUCCACACACUGGGAUCUUCAAUGCGGCGGAGCGGCAUGCUUCUAUGACUGAGGCCGAACUCAAAGCAAAGGCGAAGGUCAUCCAGCAGGAGGUACUUGGAAAGGUCACCAGUCAAGGAAGUGAGAUUGAUGCGAUCGUGAAAGAGAAGACGGUGGAGGAAGUGCAAAAGGGUUGGCUUGUAGGCCCCUUUGAGAUUGAGGACCUGCCCGAGCAUGCCAUCAUAAGCAAACGUUUUGGUCUGCCACAAGCUUUUGGAAAAACCAGCCUCAUCGAUGAUUUCUCAAUUUCGCAUGUCAAUGAAUCUGUCGGGGCUGGUGAAUCACCGAAGCCGCAUACCGCAGAUGUGCUCUGCACAAUGACCCUUCAGUCCAUGAGGGCCUUUCCUGGAAGAAAGUUCGUGGGUCGUGCCUACGACCUACAAGCAGCCUGUAGGCAAGUCCUUGUCCAUCCCUCAUCCUCUUGGGCUUCGUAUGUUGCAUAUUAUGACUGUGACGAGAAGAGGCCUCGCAUUUACAGGUGUCGUGCUUUACCGUUUGGAGCAACCAAGUCAGUCUACGGAUUCCUUCGCAUAUCGCACGCCUUAUGGUGGCUGGGAGUGGUGGCGCUAAAGCUGGCUUGGUCACUAUAUUAUGACGACUUUGUCGUCCUCUCCGAAUCCUGCCUUGCGAGCAAUACCAACAGUUCAAUCCAAAUCUUCUUCACUCUCCUUGGGUGGGCCUUUGCGAGGGAAGGCUCGAAAGCCGAGCCGUUUGGUGAGCUUGUAACAGCAUUGGGCGUUCGGCUGUCCCUUGCUAGUUUCCCUUCGGGCCGUGUGGAGCUGUGCAACACUGAGUCCCGCACCAACGAGUUAUGCACGUCUAUCCGUGCGAUCAUGGACGUUGGUACGUUGACCAAAAGUGCAGCACUAAAACUCCGUGGAAGGAUGCAGUUUGCUUGUGGGCAGGUUUUCGGUAGGUUGGCCAAGGUUUGCCUCAAGCAUCUCACUGAUUUUGCUUACGGCGAUCUGCCUCCAAAUGUGCCUGCUAAUCUUCUUCAUGCGCUUCAGGGGUUUUGCGGGGUCCUCAAGGAAGCUUCUCCUAGACUGGUGCAGGUCAUGCGACAGGAACCGAUGUUUGUGUUCACCGAUGCUUGCUUUGAGCCCUCGGCAUCGGACUGGAAGUGUGGCAUUGGCGGUGUCUUGUUCAAUCAUCGAGGUGAUCUUAUCGGGUCCUUCUCUCACUCCCUAUGCGCUCGGCAUCAAGACCUUCUUGGUGCGCAGGUUCAAAAGACGAUAAUCUUUCCCGCCGAGCUUCUAGCCCUCCUUUGUGGAAUGAGGCUAUGGCUGCCGGCCCUGAAGGGGCGACCCACUGUAUUCUUUGUAGACAACAAUUGCGCUCGUGACGUUUGCAUCUCUGGGUCAGGCCGCGCCGCUGUCAUCAAGGCCCUGUUGCAGGUGCUUCUCAAGGAUGAAGAAAGUGCGGGCAUUGCUUCGUGGUAUCAGAGGGUUGCAGCUGCGGCAAUUGGGUAUGGAAGCUACUAUGUUCCGGUUAGAAAGUACGACGUGUACGACGGUCUGGUGUAUCAGUGGUUCUUCUGCUGCGGGAUUCUCAUUGGUGCGCUGGUGGUGGCAGUGGCCAGAAAUGAUUGGCAGGCUGAAGGCAUGAGUAGCAGUGCCUUCUACGUCGCUCCCCAUGGCCUAUUGUCUGGCCUGCUGUGGUCCGUUGCCAAUGUGUGGGCGACGAGGGCAGUCCAGUACUUCGGCAUCGGCAACUACUACAUUUGGCACGAGUUGACCAACCUAUUCGGCACCUUCGUGAUCGGUGUCUUCGGACCCAGCCUGGGUAUUCCGGCAAGGCCGCCGCGUGUGGAGUGGCUCGCUGGCCUCGGCUUCAUCUGUGUCUUCCUUGGCAUGAUCCCGGUCGUCUUCAUGAGUGAGAAAAAAGAGGGCUCCUCGAACUCUGCUGCCAACCCGCCGACGGAGACAACGAGCUUGGAGACGCUUUUCCGACAAGAGCUGCAGGAAGGCUCCGGCUCGACGUCUCCGAACCACACCUGGACCCUUCCGGAGGUCCUCCAGGUGGCCCAAGAGUCCUUUGCUGCAGCCAAUGCGCUGACUUGGGACGGCACCAUAGGACGACCCGAUGUCCAACAGCUGCGACGCCUCCGAUUUGCAUCGGACCCGCUGAAGCUCGACAGCCUUGGCUGCUCCGGUGGACUGCCCAUCGCAGCGUCGCCCAUCCUCGAGGAGGCCGAGCCACAGGUUCCAAGCAGCGCGGGCCGGGCCUGGCUCAAGGGCUGGCUGCUGUCUCUGGUCACCGGAUUGGUGUUAUCUCUUCAAUACGAACCCAUGCUGCCGUGGAAGCAAAGCCUUGAAGCGCGCGGCUUCAAGCCCUCCGGGGUGGACUACGCCUUCUCCAACUGCCUAGGCAUUUUUCUCUGCUCCACGGCCUAUCUGCUUAUAGCAGGCGGCUGGAAGAGGCUCACGCGGCAACCGCUGCAGAAGCCGGUUCUGCGGCCCGCACUACUGGCCGGCGUCAUGUGGACCCUGGCCUCUUACUUUCAGCUCUAUGCGAUGACGCAGCUGCCGUAUGCAGUUGCCUACUGCUUGAUCGUGGGUGGAGGACUUGCUGUAAGCCUGCUCUGGGGCACCCUCUUGUUUGGGGAGGCGGAAGGGGUGCACAACAAGAAAUGCUUAGCCCUGGCCUUCCUCGGAGUCUUUCUUGGACUGGUGCUCCUUGGGAUCGCCGCUUGA